AUGCAGCAGUACAACACAACUUCGCAAGAAAAGCAGUUGCCUUUCGGAUACCGCGGAAUUUUGGAGCAAGGAAUUGAAGGCAUGACAGCCGCAAGCACUCUUUCCACCACGACGCUGUCCGGAGAGCAACAAGCCUGUGCUCGUUACGAAUACGACGAAGCGCAUAAGCUCGUUCCAGACCCCAUGUGCAGUUGCCCAGCUGGAGAAAUGCCUGAUCCGGAAAAUGUAGACGAAUUGACGACAGUGUCUACGUUUGGUGUGGUUGUUGACGAAAUGUGCGGGGGUAUGGUGACAGAUCCGCAGGAGCGAGCUCGUCUUGCUGUUUUGGUGCUACGCCGUACUGGGCUUCCUUACCAAGUUUGUGUUCGACGUGAUGGCGAUCCAGUGCUCGUCCAACUUGACUGUUCCUAUUGUACUGUGACACAGAUUGCAGAAGCUUUUGAACGAAAUGCCCAGGACCGAUAUGUACCACUGAAUCACGCCGAUUGUCUGGUCGAUGGCCCUAGAUAUCGAUGCCAGUGUCACAAGGGUUGGAAUGAUACUUCACUGGAUAUUGGCAAAGCAGAGGGGCGACGAUGCGAGCAGCUGGCACUACUCAAAGCCGAUGGGUGCAUACCAUUCCUCGGUAUUUGUUUGCUGUGGUGGUUUCUUCUGCUUGGCAUUAUUCUCUUCCUGAUACUGCCGUUACUCUGCUUCGUCAGCUACAUCCUCCUAAAGUGGUGUCUAGGGACGAGAGUUGCUAACGUUGUCGAUGAGCAGGUUGGUUUGCUUGCCACUUGUUAUUCAUUUGUUAAUUUUUCAUGCUAA
Messenger RNA from Gongylonema pulchrum, 807 nucleotides. The record is from the annotation of a GenBank genome assembly. Lineage: Eukaryota; Metazoa; Nematoda; Chromadorea; Rhabditida; Gongylonematidae.